CCUCGGCGGGACCGUGCCUGGCGCUGGCCGCUCCUCCGGGCCUGCCGUGGGCGGGAGGAGCCGCGGGAGCUGCCGGCGCCGGUCCGGCUGUGCGGCUCGGUGAGCCCCGGGCUCGGAGUGAAGCUGCCGCGGCGGGGCGCGGGGCCGGGUCUGCAGCCGGCAUCGCCUCUCCUGCGCCGCCUCCGCCAGCAGCCUGGCCGCUGCUUCGGUGCCGCACAGAGAUCACUGCUUGAUGAGCUGCAGCUGAAAUACUUAACACUUCACACUUAUGCCAUUGGAGAUGGAGCCCAAAGCCAAUAACCUGAUUUUUGGGUGUCAGCGGAGCUCAACCUCUGAUGAUGACUCUGGCUGUGCCUUGGAGGAAUAUGCCUGGGUCCCCCCAGGCCUCAGACCAGAGCAGGUCCAGCUGUAUUUUGCCUGCUUGCCAGAGGAGAAGGUCCCUUACGUUAACAGCCCUGGAGAGAAACACCGGAUUAAACAACUCCUCUAUCAGCUGCCGCCCCACGAUAACGAGGUGAGAUACUGCCAGUCACUAAGCGAAGAGGAAAAGAAGGAGCUGCAGAUGUUCAGUUCUCAGCGCAAAAAGGAGGCACUGGGACGAGGAACUAUUAAACUGCUCUCCAGAGCAGUGAUGCAUGCUGUUUGUGAGCAGUGCGGUACAAAAGUCAACGGCGGUGAAGUUGCGGUUUUUGCCUCGAGAGCUGGGCCUGGUGUGUGCUGGCAUCCCUCCUGUUUUGUGUGCUUCACAUGCAACGAGCUUCUUGUUGACCUUAUCUACUUCUACCAAGAUGGAAAAAUUCACUGCGGCAGACACCACGCUGAACUUCUCAAACCUCGAUGUUCAGCCUGCGAUGAGAUAAUUUUUGCUGAUGAGUGCACAGAAGCUGAAGGUCGCCACUGGCACAUGAAACACUUCUGUUGCCUCGAGUGUGAAACAAUCCUGGGUGGACAGAGGUACAUCAUGAAGGAUGGGCGCCCGUUCUGCUGUAACUGUUUUGAAUCGCUCUAUGCAGAAUACUGUGAGACCUGUGGGGAGCACAUUGGUGUUGACCAUGCUCAGAUGACCUAUGAUGGACAGCACUGGCAUGCCACAGAAACUUGCUUUUCUUGUGCUCAGUGCAAGACCUCUUUGCUUGGCUGCCCUUUCCUUCCAAAGCAAGGGCAGAUCUACUGUUCAAAAACCUGCAGCCUGGGAGAGGAUGUUCAUGCCUCCGACUCUUCUGAUUCUGCGUUUCAGUCGGCUCGAUCCAGAGAUUCCCGGAGGAGUGUCCGCAUGGGGAAGAGCAGCCGGUCAGCCGACCAGUGCCGCCAGUCCCUCCUCCUGUCGCCGGCCCUCAAUUACAAAUUUCCUGGCCUUUCAGACAAUGCUGAUGAUACUCUUUCUCGUAAGCUGGAUGAUUUAAGCCUUUCAAGGGAAGAGGCAGGCUUUGUUAAUGAAGACUUCUGGAAAGGAAGAGUAGAGCAAGAAGUGCCUGAAGACCCUGAAGAAUGGGCUGAACAUGAAGACUACAUGACCCAGCUUCUUCUGAAAUUUGGUGAUAAAAGCCUCUUCCAGCAACCCACUGAAGUAGACAUUAGAUCAAGUGAACACUGGAUUUCUGAUAAUAUGGUCAAGAGCAAGUUGGACUUGAAAAAAAAUAAUCCAAGCCUAGCAAGUAAGAAGUAUCAAUCAGACAUGUACUGGGCCCAGUCACAAGAUGGUUUGGGAGACUCUGCAUAUGGCAGCCACCCAGGCCCUGCCAGCAGCAGGAAAAUCCAGGAGCUAGACAUGGAACACGGGGCCUCAGGAUACAAACAUGACCAAGCACCAUGGUAUGGAGGUUCACUCGAAUGUUUGUCUGACCUGAAACAGCAAGAACAAAGUGUUCGAGACUCAAUGGAUUCCUUGGCUUUGUCUAACAUAACAGGGGCUUCAAUGGAUGGAGAAGGCAAGCCACGGCCAUCUCUCUACUCUUUGCAAACUUUCCAAGAACUGGAGGUGGAGGACUGUGAGAAGAUGAGCAACAUGGGAACUCUGAAUUCUUCAAUGCUCCAUCGGAGCACUGAGUCCUUGAAGAGCCUGAGCUCAGAGUUGUGUCAGGAAAAAGUGUUGCCAGAGGAAAAGCCAGUGCAUGUGCCUGUACUGAGACGAUCGAAAUCGCAGUCUAGACCACAACAAGUGAAGUUCUCAGAUGAUGUUAUUGAUAAUGGAAGUUAUGAGAAUCUUGAAAUACGUCAGCCUCCCAUGAGUGAAAGGACUCGUAGGCGUGUUUACCAUUUUGAAGAGCGUGGAAGUCGGCCUUCUCACCAUCGCAGAAGGAGCAGGAAGUCUCGUUCAGAUAAUGCACUUAACUUGGCCACAGAAAGAAGAUGCUCUCCAAGAGAGAGAUUUCGUUAUUACUCCCCUCAGGAUCACGAAAAAUUUAUUCAGAAUAGAAGCUCACGUGAGCUUCGGGCCUAUAUUCAAAAUGCAGAGCUGUACGGACAAUAUGCCCAUACCAGGUCUGACUACGCACUGCGGAAUCAGGUGGUUGAUAAGUUCUUUGGAUUGUAUGGUGAGGAAGAUGACUCCUGGUGUUCAACUUCAUCCUCAUCAUCUGAUUCUGAAGAGGAAGGAUAUUUUCUAGGACAGCCAAUUCCACAGCCACGGUCAUUGAGAUAUCCAUACUACACAGAUGAUCUUUCUGGUCCAACUACUGCGUUAUCCAGUUCCCAGUUUGGACAAAGGACAACCAAAUCAAAGAAGAAGAGGGGACACAAAGGAAAAAAUUGUAUUAUAUCUUAAUUAAUUACUAGUAUUUCUCAAUUGGGAGGACCAGUCAAUUCUGUAGCUACAGUUUGAACCACAUCUUUUUUAUAUUAAUAACUGUACUUAGGCAAGUUGCUGAAGUUCAUAAUGCUUUGCCACUGUAAAUGAUAACUGUGCCAGAGUUUACAUUGUAAAAGUAAAAGUUCAGAAAUGUCACCACGCCAAAUGAUCUGCUCAGAUACUGCUAAGGUUUACAUUCUGUGUUUCAGCUGUCAACUUAAUACUGCAGUCCUUAAUACAGAGUUUUUGUAGACAUUUUAUUUUAUGCUCACUAUUCACCUACGUUGAAUUAUGUGAGAGAGAGGAUUCGACAAAGAUGAAUAAAUAAAAAUGUCAAUCCUGUGCUGUAGCUAUAGACACACGGGGUGAUCUUUGACUUCUUCCUCUUGCUGCCAAGAAAAAGAAGGCUCUGUACCGUGCCCUUUCUUCGUUGAUAAAGCUCACUCUUCCUUAUUCAAGUUUCCAUACAAAAACUGGAUUCUUUUUAUGUGGGAAAGUACUCCUUAAGAAAGCAAAAAUCAUAAUGUGGGAGCUGAAAUGCUUGAAGCCUUGAUGUAUCCUAAAGCAGCAGUGAAUGUUUUGUACGUUUAACUUUCAUGCUUUUCCUCUACAAUUUUUUGAGAAAGUGUGAGGCGGCUAAUUUUGGUUUGGGGUUUUUUCAUGCCUGUUUAAAGGAAGAUACUAAUUCAGCUUCAGGAAUUGGACUUAGCUGCCAAUGAGAGGUGAUGUUUUUUCUGCCAUGCCCCCCACCCCUCAGCAGUGAGAGAGGUGCCACUGCUGGAGUCCUUUGCUCAGGCAUGUAACCCCAUUUAAGUCAAUGGAUCUACUUACGUAACAAGUAUUUUCAUAUGGGCUUAAAGGAUUAGGCUCCAGAAUUGUCUUUUCACAUGCAUUAUCCAGGUUUUAAAAUGUAUUAGCUGCAAUUCUAAGUAAAAAAAUGUUGAUAUUUAUAAUGUAGUAUUUCAUAGGCUUAAAUGUAUUCAUAAUUUAACAGUGCAAAUACUAAUGUACAUAUUGUACAGUUAAAAUUUUAAAAUCUGAAUAUUUUUAUAUCCCUGAAUUUGAAGAAGUUUGUUACAAUAUCAAACUAGAUUUGUUAGGGGUUUAACAGCAGUGUUAUGGAUGAAAUAUUGCUUGUAUUUUAGUCAGGGGGUUUAAGUUGAAAAAUGUUCAGUGCAAAACAGCUUAAUUUUGUCUACUAGGUAUUAAAAGCUCUAUAUGCAUGGUGGGGCUAUGUAAAUACUCUCUACGGCCCUCUUAAUCUUGCAAGUAUUAUUUAUGGGUCAAGCAAAAUGUAAACUAUAUAAAUGUAAAAACCACACAAGCUUGGAAUAUAUCAUUACAACCAGUAUGCAA
Molecule: messenger RNA, 4144 nt
Organism: Haemorhous mexicanus (house finch)
Lineage: Eukaryota; Metazoa; Chordata; Aves; Passeriformes; Fringillidae
Gene: PRICKLE1
Product: prickle planar cell polarity protein 1
Exons: 8
Coding region: 269-2764 (831 amino acids)
Molecular function (GO): zinc ion binding
Source: RefSeq, a predicted model, not a curated record